AUGGGCUCAGUUUUCCUCCCUAAUUUACGCACAGGGUGGCACGUUGAUCAAGCAAUCUUAUCCGAGGAUGACCGAGUAGUUGUGCUUCGUUUCGGUAGAGAAGAAGAAACACCAUGCAUGAUUAUUGAUGAAUUGCUAUUCUCCAUAGCUGACAAGGUGAAAAACUUUGCCGUUAUUUAUUUGGUCAAUUUGGAUAAAGUGCCCGACUUCAACUUUAUGUAUGAACUAGAUCAGAAUAAGAAUGAGCCGUACACUUUAAUGUUUUUCUAUCGAAAUAAACACAUGUUGUGUGAUUUUGGUACUGGUAAUAACAAUAAGUUGAAUUUCCCCAUUUACGAUAAACAAGAAUUGAUUGAUAUAAUUGAGACAAUUUAUCGCGGUGCAAGAAAGGGGAAAGGGUUGGUCAUAAGUCCAAAAGAUUACAGUCGAGCCGCAAAGAAUAUAUAG
This is a messenger RNA of Lodderomyces theae, 447 nucleotides long. RefSeq names its product U4/U6-U5 snRNP complex subunit. Gene Ontology annotation, cellular component: U5 snRNP; spliceosomal complex; U4/U6 x U5 tri-snRNP complex. Bases 1 to 447 code for a protein of 148 amino acids. The record is from RefSeq and is a predicted model, not a curated record. Gene Ontology annotation, biological process: mRNA splicing, via spliceosome. NCBI's taxonomy places the organism in Eukaryota, Fungi, Ascomycota, Pichiomycetes, Serinales, Debaryomycetaceae. The transcript has a single exon.